CGAAGUGGCGGAGGCGGCGGAGGGCCAGGCCGCGAGGCGGCGGUGGCCGGGGCUAGCCAUCCAAGGGCCCAGACCGGCCGCGGAGGCUGGCGUCGGCGGGCGUCACUCUUGGUGGAGGUGGCGGAACUCUCCGCCCGGCCGCCCACAGCGACGGCGGCACUCUCGGCUUGCCCGCCCGCGCCAGUGGCACUCUUUUCACACCGUUAGGGCGACGGGCCUAAGACUAUGUGGGAAGGAACCAGGCAGCGGGACUUUCCCGCAGAGAUCAUGGCCUUGAAAGAAAUUUCUUGCAAUAAAUGCUUUGGGGGAUCUCAGAAGGUGUUUGAACAUGACAGUGUUGAGCUGAAAUGCAAAAUGAAGUUUGGGAUUUAUUUGCCCCCCAAGGCAGAAACUGAGAAGUGCCCUGUGCUUUACUGGCUCUCUGGAUUAACAUGUACAGAACAAAAUUUUAUAACAAAAUCAGGUUUCCAUCAAGCUGCAGCUGAACACGGCCUUGUUGUAGUAGCACCAGAUACCAGCCCACGUGGAUGCAAUAUUAAAGGAGAAGAUGACAGCUGGGAUUUUGGCACUGGAGCUGGUUUUUAUGUAGAUGCCACUGAAGACUUGUGGAAAAAUAAUUAUCGAAUGUACUCCUACAUAAAAGAUGAGUUGCCUAAUCUGAUAAAUGCCAAUUUUCCAGUUGACUCUGGAAGGAUGUCUAUUUCAGGCCAUUCAAUGGGAGGCCAUGGAGCUCUAAUUCUUGCUCUGAAGAACCCUGGAAAAUAUAAAUCCGUUUCAGCAUUUGCACCAAUCUGCAAUCCAAUUCAGUGUCCAUGGGGGAAAAAGGCUUUUAGUGGAUAUCUAGGAUCAAACGUAAAGGACUGGGAGGCAUAUGAUGCUACAUAUAUUGUGAAGUCCUACCAAGGUUCCCCUUUGGAUAUUUUAAUUGAUCAAGGCAAAGAUGACCAGUUCCUUCUGGCAGGACAGUUGCUGCCUGAUAAUUUCAUUGCUGCCUGCACAGAGCAAAAAAUCCCAGUGGUUUUAAGAUUGCAGAAGGGUUAUGAUCACAGCUAUUACUUUAUAGCGACUUUCAUUAGUGACCACAUCAGGCACCAUGCAAAAUAUCUCAGUGCUUGACUGAAUACUUGCCAUGGACAUCUCCUGACAUUUGAAGAUAUCAGUGGAAAUAACAACUAUUCGUAUUUGUAUAAUUACUUAAUUAAAUGAGAUCCUGAUUUCAUGUCUCAAA
Molecule: messenger RNA, 1228 nt
Organism: Hemicordylus capensis (graceful crag lizard)
Lineage: Eukaryota; Metazoa; Chordata; Lepidosauria; Squamata; Cordylidae
Gene: ESD
Product: esterase D
Exons: 9
Coding region: 226-1116 (296 amino acids)
Biological process (GO): formaldehyde catabolic process
Cellular component (GO): cytosol
Molecular function (GO): S-formylglutathione hydrolase activity
Source: RefSeq, a predicted model, not a curated record